Klebsormidium nitens is the source of this 3845-nucleotide messenger RNA. Lineage: Eukaryota; Viridiplantae; Streptophyta; Klebsormidiophyceae; Klebsormidiales; Klebsormidiaceae. The record is from the annotation of a GenBank genome assembly.
CUCGAAGUUGUGGUGUAAGAAAUGCUUGUAUUGAACGUCUGUCUCACUUGAACUCGAAGCAAAGCCGAAGAAGCUUAUCAAACCCCUAUUGGCAUGGUGUACGGGCUGCAUUGCAUGCUCUUGAUGAUUUAGAGAGAGAUAUUAUGCAGUGGAGCGGGUGGCUUUUGCUGUAGAUCAGCGUGUGCUUGGAAGAUGGAGGAACCAGACUUUGACGAGCUGGAAUGGAUGGCCCAGGGAGAGUUUCCUGACGAGGAAGAUUUCGAGCCUCCGGAGGACCUGGACGAAUUUGAGGAGGUGGUGGACACAUCCAAAAAGCGAGCAGCGGACGGCCAACCUGAGAGUAAACCCCCAGUUGUGCUGAAUGGCCUCCCAAAGAAGCCCCGAACGGAGGAACCCCCAGGCCCUUCCCAGACGGGGGCUCCAAAAGCUAGAGCCUGGUCCCCCCCGCGGCCAACAUUCGAUGAGCCUGCACCAGAUGAGGUUCCAAGCACGAGCGGUAGACAGGAGAGGGCGUGGUCACCACCGCGGCCCCCGUCUGGAAGGGGGGAUGGCGCAUGGUCUCCACCGAGGCCCCCCCCUGCAGAGGAUACAGGCUCGCCUUCGACGAGCGCCCGUCCCACAUCUCCCCCCCCAGCCAAGAAGCUGUCCCGCAUCGCAGCCGAGAUCGAGGGCGACUGCAUGCCAAUCACGGGGCCGACUGGCGAGCGGGUUUACGCACAGUUGGAUGGUGGAGGGGGGUCCAGAGUGACCAGUGCAAGGCAGUUGCGAGAGCUGUUUAAAGCGCCUGGGGACAAAAGUGAGGGGCUUGGAGGGAAGCCGUUGCUAGGGGAGCCGAUUGAGAAGUUGAUGGAGAGGAUCGAGCAGGAAAGGCUGGAGCAAGCGAUCAAGGACUCGGAGGUGCUGGCGCAGAAGCUGCAGGCUGCGUCCGAGACCGACGUCGAGAUGUCGGACGGUCCGCAGGAGGAGAUGCUCUGGGUGGAUAAGUACGCCCCGCGCGCAUUCACCGAGCUGCUGAGCGACGAGCAAACCAACCGGGAGGUUCUGCGUUGGAUAAAGGAAUGGGACCCCUGCGUCUUCCACCGCCCCUCCCGGCCCCCGACCUCCUUCGUAGCCCACGCCCCAGUCGCUUCCUACCGGGGAGGCUUCACCGCUCGAGGGGGCAGAAACAGCACGGGGCUUCAGCCCGGGGGAAGGGGGGGGGACCGUCCCGACUGGAAACAUCUGAAGGAGGCAAAGUUUCAGGGGCGCGGAAGGGGGUUUGGUGAGCAGCAGAAUGGGGGCAGAGGGGGAGGGAGGGGUUUCGGUGAGCAGCAGAAUGGGGGCAGAGGGGGAGGAAGGGGUUUUGGUGACGCCCUGCAAGCGCCUGUUUUCAAGAAGCCGAGCGAUGGGAGGCCGGAGCAGAAAGUGCUGCUGCUGUGCGGGGCGCCGGGCCUGGGGAAGACGACGCUCGCCCACGUGGCGGCUCAUCAUUGCGGAUACCGGGUCGUCGAGGUGAACGCGAGCGACGACCGCAGUGCGAACUCUCUCAAGCAGCGCAUCCUGGACGCAGUGCAGAUGCAACCGGUCAUGGGCGACCGGCGGCCCAACUGCCUGGUCAUUGACGAGAUCGAUGGCGCGUUGAACGGGGCGGAGGGGAAAGGUGCAAUCGACGCGCUUCUGGCGAUCGUAAAUGCCGGCGCAUCUGGCAGCAGAGACUCGGACAAGGAUGCAGACGAGGCGGGGGGCAAUCACUUGGCGCCCAGCAAGAAGAAGAAAAAGAAGGGCGCCGUCAAGAAGCUCUCCCGGCCGGUGAUCUGCAUUUGCAACGACAUGUACGCGCCCGCGCUCCGGCAACUGCGACAAGUCGCCAAGGUUUUCGUGUUUGCUCCCCCGGCACCCAGUCGGCUGGCGACCAGGCUAAAGUUCAUCUGCACCAAGGAGGGGUACAGCGCCGACACGCGCGCGCUGACGGCGCUCUGCGAGCACACAGAGUGCGAUGUGCGCGCGUGCCUCAACACCCUCCAGUUCCUGCACCGACGGGGCAAGGCGCUCCGACUGGCGGACAUCUCGUCCCAGGUGGUGGGCCGGAAGGACAUGACCCACAACGUGUUCGAGAUCUGGACGGAGCUCUUCCAGCGGAAGAAGAGCAAGGCCGGAACCGGAACCGCGCUCUCCGGCUCGCCCGCCAUGCAGGGGACGAUGACGCGGAACGCGGAACAGCAGGAGUUCCACCGGAUACAGAACCUCCUGAGCGGCUACGGCGAGCACGACUUCGUGAUGGAGGGCGUCCACGAGAACUUUCUGCGGAUGCGCUACCACGAGGGGACGCUCCAGAAGACCGUCGAGUGCCUCGAAUGGAUGGGCGACUCGGAGCUCAUGAGCCGACGCGUGCACUCGAGACAGCACUUCUUCCUCAUGGCGUAUCAACCGGCCACUCUUCAGGCCGUCAGACGGUUGAUCGCCAACCCCGAGCGGCCCCACAUUGAGUUUCCCAAAACUUACAACAAGUUCCGCGCCGACCACUCCUCCCAGCGGCAGCUGCUCCAGUCGUGGCAGAUGGAGAUGGACCCUGGGGUUGCCCGGGGACUCAACCCGAGCGCCAUCAUCCGGGACCUGGUCUCCCCGCUGCUCGACAUCGUCGCACCGCCCACUCUCCGACCGGUCGCUUCUCAGCUUCUCUCCGAGAAGGAGAAAGGCGAGGUCUCCGAGCUGGUUGACACCAUGAUCGGGUACGGCUUCACUUACAAGUUGCAGACCGGGUUUGGUGUCAACCCGGGUGCCGGUCCGCAACUCGAUCCUGCAUUGGGAAGGCUCGCCGCCUUUGAGGGCCGGCCCUUCCAGCACCGCGAGCUCACCGUCACCCUGCGGGAGAUGCUGGCUCACGAGGUCUCCCUGCAAAUCAUCCGAAAGGAGGGCGCCGCACGUGCCGCUCGAGCCGCGGCCGUAAACCCCUCGAAGCUUGGUGACGUCAGCGGCAGCCCCGCUGACGUCACCAGGAGCCGGCCCGCCAAGAGCCCCGCAAAGGCCGAGCCAGGCGCUUCGAAGAAUGGGGGUUUGAACGGCCGGGCGGAAGCGCCCCCCCGGAAGGCGGAGAAUGGGAAGCUGGAGAAGAAGGUCGUCAAAGCGGCGGCAAAGGUGUAUGUGAACUACUUUGAAAGGUUCAAGAAGCCCGCUCUAAAACGAAACGGCGUCGAAGAGGAGGCGGUCCCCGUGCAGUCCGUGACCAACAUCCGCGACGCGAUGCCCGUGCUCUACAAGUUCCACGAGGGCUUCACCAAUGCCGUCCGACGACCUGUCCUGGUAAAGGAUUUGCUAGGCUGAGGGUGGGGGAUUGGACAGUAUUCCCUCAGCAAGAAGCACAGUCCAUCUGCACUUUUGUCUCACCCUUUAUAGUAGAAUUGGCGUAAGCCAGAUGGGCCAUGACAGACUUCAAACCAUUCUAAGUGAGUCGGAGUUGAGCACUUUAUGCACCGCUGUCAAACAAGCUGUUUGCGCUCAUGUUAACUUGCAUCACACAUGUAAGUGAUGUGACAGAACAUCUGCAGUCUGAGAACGACAGGUGGGCAAGUGUUGACUGCAAUUUCUGCUCGGAGUUUGUUGAGCAAGCGUCGAGAUACACUCAGCUUAUCUACCAGAGCCACGCUUAUACUCGGGUGCCAUUGUAUGGCUCAUUGAGGCGUCAUGAUGGUCAUGAGACACAGCAAGUUAGGCCACAAUCUUCGCAUGGUACACAAUAAUCUGAGAUCGCUUCGUCACUAGGACCGAUGGCUAAUGAUUUGAGUUCGCUUCAACAAACUUUUCUCGGUUAGAUAUCCACCCUGCAGAUUCACUGAAACCCCAGACUAUGUCUUAUCAACAAAGUGCCG